Prunus armeniaca (apricot) is the source of this 264-nucleotide messenger RNA. Lineage: Eukaryota; Viridiplantae; Streptophyta; Magnoliopsida; Rosales; Rosaceae. The record is from the annotation of a GenBank genome assembly.
AUGGCCUUGGAAUCUGCCCAACCUAUCACUAUUAGACUAGAUGGACACAACUACAGCCACUGGUCCUUUCUCAUGAGAAGCUUUAUCAAGGGAAGGGGUCUUUGGAAGUACAUUAGUGGUGAUUCAAAGUGUCCUGGCAAAGAUGAUUCAAAAUAUGCUGACUGGGAGAUCAACAACAACAAAAUUCUCACAUGGAUUGCCAACACCGUCACACCGUCAAUCAACAUGCAACUUGGGAAAUUUGAUACAGCCAAGCAAGCAUGA